AAACUGUCACUCUGUUUACAGUAGGCAACAUUUCACGCGACGCAGUGAACGCGUCCUGUCUAUUCUCAACGCGUCGCGUCUAUUUUAAACGCGUCCUUGUCACCUAUUUUCUUUAUUAUUAGUGUUCGCGGGUUGAUUUUGGAGCCGGUGUUGUUAUAAACGGGGGUGUGAAAGUGAAGUUUAAAGCGGAAGUGUAAAAGUUGCCGUCUGUUUCUGAGUCUCAUUCAUGCGUUUGGGCGCUCGGAGCCGCGUGCACAACAGCCGUCGACGCGUUUAUGAAGUUGCUGUGGUGUAAAUAAGUCAAAUUUAGAGACAGAUGAGCUCUUUUUACGGCGAAAAAGCUGCGUUAGGACUGGCAGCGGAGCUCAGUCAGGUGAACUGUCAGGAUGAGCUGGAGUUUGACUACCUUUUUGAGUACGAAAACCAAACAGGACUUCAAGAUGAGCAAAGCAUCUCCUCACACAGCUCUCCUCCCAGCCUCUCCUAUCCUCCAGAGGGUGCUGCGCCAUACGCCAUCAAGCCGUGUGCGUCCUCCUAUGCAGACGUCCACAACGAAGGCUUCUCUGCGUAUGAGCAACUGGAGGCCAAGGGCUACCUGGAGCACGCCCGACCCAACAACCAGGCCUUGAGCCCCAGAAUCGAAAUCACACCUUCGCGCGAGCUCUACAAUCAUGGUCAAAACCAGCUCAUAAACACCAGCCCCAGUCCUGGACUCACUGUGCCAGGUCAAGAUCCGUUAGCCUAUCGGGAGCCACAAUGCUUGAGUCCCGCCAGUAGCAAUUCAUCCACUUCUUGGCACUCCGAAAACCUCUCGCCCUGGGCAUCGCCCUGUGUUUCACCCAGUAACAGCCAGCUUUCUGGCGAUCUCUGUCCACGACUGCAGGGCGUCCAUACGGGAUCUCCUAGAACCAGUCCGGGCACUUCUCCACAGACCACCAGCCUGGCUGAGGAAGCUUGCAUUGGCCCCCGCUCUCCUUCCCCCCGACCUGGUUCGCGUUCAACCUCCCCUCUAUGCAAACGCACCUACGAGAUGUACACAAACCCAAACCUCAUCCCCGUGGCCCGUUCUCGCAGCCCGUCGCCCCACGGUGGCCACAAGGAGCAUCACGUCAACCAUUACGUCUCAAAUAAUGGCGUGAAUGGCUUCAGUGUUGGCCAGGCUGCUUCUGUUCCUACUAAAAUCGUAAAGACCAACCAGCAGGGCUACCAGCUUUAUUCAGACAACCACACUGAGGGUUACCUACUGUCUUGUGAGCAGGAUGUGAAGGGCAAACCUGGCCCCGAGCCUUUCUUCGUCAUCCCUCAAAUCUGGCCCAAACAGCUGGUUCCUGGCAUGUGCAGCAUCCCGGUGUCAUCUCUGCCACCCCUGGAGUGGCCUCUGCCGAGCCGCACGGAUCAGCUGGAGCUCCACAUCGAGGUGCAGCCCAAACCCCAUCACAGGGCUCACUAUGAGACGGAGGGCAGCCGCGGGGCAGUCAAAGCCCCGACUGGAGGACACCCGGUGGUCCAGUUACGUGGAUACAGAGGAAAGGAGCCACUGGGUUUGCAGAUCUUCAUUGGCACGGCAGACGAGCGAAUCCUGAAACCUCAUGCUUUCUAUCAAGUCCAUCGCAUAACCGGUAAAACCGUUACCACCACCAGCUACGAAAAGAUCAUUAAUGGCACCAAAGUCCUGGAAAUUCCUCUCGAGCCAAAAAAUAAUAUGAAAGCCAUAAUUGACUGUGCCGGGAUUCUCAAGCUUCGCAAUGCCGACAUCGAGCUGCGGAAAGGAGAGACUGAUAUCGGCCGGAAAAACACGCGUGUUCGACUGGUAUUCCGUGUUCAUAUUCCCCAGCAAAGCGGCCAAUAUCUGUCUCUACAAAUCGCUUCACAUCCUAUUGAAUGCUCUCAGAGAUCUGCCCAUGAGCUGCCCAUGGUGGAAAAGCAGGACAUGGAUGCUUGUUCUGUUCUUGGAGGGCAGCAGAUGAUCCUCACCGGCCAGAACUUCAGCGCAGAUUCAAAGGUGAUCUUCAUGGAGAAAACUCAUGAUGGACAGCAAAUUUGGGAACUGGAAGCAACAGUGGACAAAGACAAAAGUCAAGCAAGCAUGCUGUUCAUUGAGGUUCCUCCAUAUAGAGAUUCGUCUGUUUGCCAUGCUGUCAAGGUCAAUUUCUAUGUGAUAAAUGGGAAACGGAAGCGCAGUCAACCCCAGCAUUUCACCUACACGCCUCUACCAGUACCAUCUAUUAAGACAGAGCCAGUGGAUGAAUAUGAAUCUGGACGGAUGGGUUAUUCCAUGUCACAGAUGCUGGGAGUUUCUCCCCAACAAUACUAUAGCCCUCGUGGGGUGAUCACCCCAGACAGCGGCCUGGUGCCUGGCCUUGUCCCAUGUCAACAGACCCGCUUGGGUGUCUCCCCUCCGGACCACCGAUUUCAACAGCAGAGCCCUGCCAUAAUGUACUCCCGUCCUGGAAAAAGCUUGUCCAGUAGUCCAAUUUACUCUCAGACGGCAGCCGCUAUGAUACCAGAAUCUCAUCGAUCAGUUCUGGUCCACACCGGUUCCCCAGCCCAGUCCUCCCAUCUGGGAAGCCAACUUCCCACCAACCAGCAUCCCUCAAUCAUCCAAUUUUCUCCAACCAAUCAUCACCUGCUCCGAGGAGGAGAUCCCCCUGCACCGCCACCCCCCGAACAUCAGCACAUCAUUUAUUGUGAGGGCUAUAAUCAGCAUGGCCCUCAAUCCACUGGGGCAAACCGUUCCCCAGCACCAGCCCAAGCAGCCCAACACCCUCAGAAUUACCCCACUGUCAUCCAGCAGCAGCCUUUUCUCCAGAGAGUGGCCAAAGACAGGUCACCGCCUGCCCAAGUUGAGCCCCAGAGAUGUUCCUCCGCAGAAGAACCGAGAGCCAACGUCCCAGGACGCGUCACGGUCAAGCAGGAGAACCUGGAUCAGGCCUAUCUUGAUGAUGUGAAUGAGAUCAUCAGGAAGGAUCUGACUGGAGUGCAUGGCAGGAGUCAGACAUAGAGGAAAAAAGCCUGAUCAGGAACCAAGCCGGAGCCCUCCAGUGUCUGUUUAUGCGCCAUUUUCCUUUCACUCAGCGCCGCACGUGAGAGAAACAGCGAUAAUUCGAUAAUUCACCUGUCACAAACUGGAUCAUGGACCACAUUUAACCAAACAUGCAGAAACGGCAGCGUGUUGAUGUGCAAAUGGUGUUAAAUUUCCUUUCUAUUAUUUGACUUCUGAAACCGGUCCAAUGUUGACCUCAUAUGUCAGUGUUGUCAGAAUUGAGCCUCCAUAAACAGUUUGGACUGGACAAGUGAAGUAAAGUCGCAUUUUUCCAUAAUUAUUCCAUAACUUUUUGACUGAACCCACUCAGAUUAGUUUAUUUCGACCAUAACCUCAUAACCUAUGAGACCAAGCCAUUACUUUCCAAUAAUAAGUGGAGGGAAAGGGGAUGAAUUGACAGCUAAUGUUGAAUAUGUUUAAGCGUAGCUUGUUUUUGCAUAACAUAAAAAAGCCUUACAUGAGGAUAGUUCACUCAAAAAUUGAAAUGUGCGUUUAAAUUACUCAACCUCAGGGUAUCCAAGAUGUAGGGGAGUUUUUUUUCUUAAGAAGAACAUUGAAGAAGAUUGUUAACUAAAACUGUAGCCCUUAAGUGAAUCAUAAAAUGACAAAAGUCAAUGACUACUGGCACUUUGAGAGCUAAACGAACAUAUACAGACAGAACUCUAAUGGUGCCUUCACACCAGAUGCGGAUGAAGCGUCAAGCGUGAGUGUUUUACAUGUUAAGUCAAUGCAAAGACGCGAAUAGACAUCCUGCGGUGAUUCGUGCGAAUGAGGCAGCGCAGAUGACGAUUCGCUUAAGAUGGAAAAUCUGAACUUUAGCAGAGUUUCAUGCCGCAUCUACCAAUCAGGAGCUUGCUCUUGUAGGGGCGUGAUCAUAUAUAACAAAUCCAAUGAUCAUAUAUUCCAUCAUCCAGGGAUAGUUUUUGGAGGAGAUGAUGAACUCACAGAGCUGGACAACAUAAGCUCAUUCUGAAAACGUAGCCCUAUAUACAUUCCUGGAGAUCGCGAAUUAUGUAGCCAGAGGUACGUAUGGCUGCAUUUCAUUUUUAAAAUGAAUGCUACGGGGCGGCAUGCUGCUGUUCCUUUCCGAUAUGAACGGCUUUCCCGCUGUUACCAGUUUGUCUGGUUAGCUCGCCAUGUACGUCAGUGGACUUGAAACGCAGAGAGGAAUUGACCACAAUGACGGAAUUUAAGUCUGGUGAAGAACGGUUCUAGAAAGUGGGGAAAAAAGAAAAACAGAAGCCAAUAAAUAAACAAGUAAAUAACAGGGUGAGAAUGUGGUAAAAUCUAAAAACGUGGUAAAAAUCAGGCGAGGGAUUUUCUUUUUUCUGGAUUGUUUUUUUUUUUUAUUGUGCUUGGGUUUAGGGAAGUGGGUGGGCGGGUCAAUCUGUGCUUUUUAAAAUACUAUUGGUUGGGUUUAGAGGAGGAGGAGGGUGGGUCAGUCGAUUGGUCAGUCAGUCAGUCAUUCAGAUUUAUGCGAGAAUGAGUUAGAUUCCUUGACUUCAGUCCAAUGAACAAUUAGAGGUGGAAAGAGUACUGAAAAAUCAGACUCAAGUAAAAGUACUAUUACUUACCCAAAAAUAUUGUGCAAGUAGAGUAAAAGUAUCUGUUGUAUAUAUUACUAUAAUUAUGACUAAAAUUAUGACUAAAAAGUAGCUUUAUUUGUCUAAAAAUACAAUGGCUUGUCAUCAAUUAUUCCCUACAUAUAAUAUAGGGUAUUAUUCAGUUUGUUAGCUUUUUUUACUUUCAAAGAGACAUUUUUUAUUUUGUCAGUCAUCGAGGAUCACAAUGUUUGUUUAAAAUAUUUUCAGAUGACCUGAGGUUGAAUAAAUUAACAGCAAAUAUUCAUUUUUGGGUGAACAAUCCCUUGGAACUGACUAUACGUUAAUGCACUGUUCAUAAAGGGAAUUCUUUAAAAGCCACAAAUGCACUUCUUGUCAGUAGACGAUAUUUUAUUUAAAGUUUCUCAUUAAAAGGAGGUUUGUUACAGUGUAGAUAUUGCGCUAACACAGCUGAGAAAAACCAAUGAAAUUUGAUUUGAAUGUAAAUAGAAAACUGAACCUCCGUGCCUUCGCGUACAGGGCUGUAAAAUUACCAAAGUUAUCAAAAAAUUUGCAUAAAUAAAGGUACAUCUAUCCUUGUGUCAAGUCAGUCAAUAAGAGACUUUUUUGCCAUACCACACUCACCGGCCACUUUAUUAGGUACACCUUACUAGUACUGGGUUGGACCCCCUUUUGCCAUCAGAACUGCCUUAAUCCUUGGUGUCAUAGAUUCAACAAGGUGCUGGAAAAAUUCCUCAGAGAUUUUGGUCCAUAUUGACAUGAUAGCAUCACGUAGUUGCUGCAGAUUUGUCAGCUCCACAUUCAUGAUGUGAAUCUCUUGUUCUAACACAUCCCAAAAAUACUCUAUUGGAUUGAGGUCUGGUGACUGUGGAGGCCAUUCGAGUACAGUGAGCUCAUUGUCAUGUUCAAGAAACCAGUCUGAGAUGAUUCGCGCUUUAUGAUAUGACGUGUUAUCCUGCUGGAAGUAGCCUUCAGAAGAUGUGUACACUGUGGUCAUAAAGGAAUGGUUAUCAAAUAACCACGGUUGUAAUGAGUGGUUAUUUGAGUUGCUGUUGCCUUUCUAUCAGCUCGAACCAGUCUGGCCAUUCUACUCUGACCGCUGGCAUCAACAAGGCAUUUGCACACACAGAACUGCAGCUCACUGAAUAUUUUCUCUUUUUCUGACCAUUCUCUGUAAACCCUAGAGAUGGUUGUGCGUGAAAAUCCCAGUAGACCAGCAGUUUCUGAAAUACUGGCACCAACAACCAUGGCACGUUGAAAGUCACUUAAAUCAUAUAAACCUUUCUUCCCCAUUCUGAUGCUCAGACAAGCAGUUGGACAGGUGUACCUAAUAAAGUGGCCGGUGAGUGUAAAACAGUAUAGUUAUCAUAUUUUGUUUGAUCUGUUUUACUAAAGAUUACACUUGUAUUUUAUCAAGUUUUUAUACCCCAUGUUACAGUUUCGGGUAGAUGUAUUACAGAUCUCAUGGAUAUUUCCUUAAACAAUAUCAUCUUUUUAUAUAUAGUGUGUAGAACAUUCCAAAUAUGGAAAUCAGUUUCUGUAUUUAUACCUACGUUUUCUCUUUCAUAUUAAUUGCAAGCUUUAUUUAUUUAUUUUUUGCAAGAUUUAUUGAACUAACAAAGCACAAUAAUCAAGAAGCAUCUUUUUGAGAUUAUUUUUGAUAGAAAUCCUGCCCACUUUUUCAACAAGACAAAAUGCAAUAAGAGUAUUUUUAUAUGCCUUAACAAUUUUGGCUUGCGUAUGGAAUACAUCAAUAAUUCAUUUGUAAGUAUCGUCUAAAAAGUGACCUUUAUUCUUUAGGAAAACAUAAAAAGUGAUGUUUCUGUAUUUUUUUUUUUUUUUGUACAGCGGGCUUAACAGAACUAUAUACAGAAUGUAAACCAUAUAUUUUACUGUAAAUAGAUCACCCUUUACAGUAAGUGUAUAGUGUGUUUCUGUUAUGUCUAUUUUUUCAAAUCUGAGUCCUAAUCGGAAGAGAAUGUUUAUAUGAACUGAAUCAGUUGUUCUCUUGCAAUUUAAUACCUUAUAACCAAUGCUCUGGGAAUACAUCGACGACCAAAGCUUUUUUUUUGCUGCAUAUACUGUAGUACAAACUGCAUUUAAUUUUUUUUAUAUAUAUAUUAAUAUAAGACUGUCCAUGGCGAAAGAGAGACCAAUUAUAUUUUUUAUUGCAUUAGCUUGUCAUAUUCAUGUUUUGGCUUAAACGUGUCUUAUCUAUAAUGAGCAAUAAAACUGAACG
This is a messenger RNA of Danio aesculapii, 6844 nucleotides long. RefSeq names its product nuclear factor of activated T cells 2a (gene nfatc2a). Gene Ontology annotation, cellular component: transcription regulator complex. The record is from RefSeq and is a predicted model, not a curated record. The transcript is spliced from 10 exons. Gene Ontology annotation, biological process: regulation of transcription by RNA polymerase II; cytokine production; calcineurin-NFAT signaling cascade. Bases 317 to 3001 code for a protein of 894 amino acids. Gene Ontology annotation, molecular function: transcription factor binding; RNA polymerase II cis-regulatory region sequence-specific DNA binding; DNA-binding transcription factor activity, RNA polymerase II-specific. NCBI's taxonomy places the organism in Eukaryota, Metazoa, Chordata, Actinopteri, Cypriniformes, Danionidae.